This is a messenger RNA of Notolabrus celidotus (New Zealand spotty), 2104 nucleotides long. RefSeq names its product DnaJ (Hsp40) homolog, subfamily C, member 3a (gene dnajc3a). Gene Ontology annotation, biological process: protein folding in endoplasmic reticulum. Gene Ontology annotation, cellular component: endoplasmic reticulum. Bases 173 to 1687 code for a protein of 504 amino acids. Gene Ontology annotation, molecular function: protein-folding chaperone binding; misfolded protein binding. Lineage: Eukaryota; Metazoa; Chordata; Actinopteri; Labriformes; Labridae. The transcript has 12 exons. The record is from RefSeq and is a predicted model, not a curated record.
CCCCACGACCGGUCGGUUAAGCUCGCUGCUCUACUGUAAAAAGACUGAGCAGAGGCUGACAAGCAGUCAACACAUGGGACGAUUGACAAUUAGAGGAAACAUUAGUUGAAAUAACAUCGGCUGACAUUUGUGGGACUCUACAAGAAAGGCUCUGUCUGAUGCAACUCUAAUCAUGGUUUCUCUGGACCAUGUGGCUCACAAAAUCCUGACUUACAUCCCAUAUGUUCUCGUUCUAAUUGAUAUGAGAUAUGAAGGAGUCAAAUGUGGCAGGGAUGGCAGUGUGGACAAUCACAUGGAGAUGGGGAAGAAACUGCUCGCUGCUGGCCAGCUGGCUGAUGCCCUCUCUCAUUUCCACGCUGCUGUGGAUGGAGAUCCAAAGAACUACAUGGCCUACUACAGGAGAGCUACAGUGUUUCUAGCUAUGGGAAAGUCAAAGUCUGCACUGCCAGAUCUGAGCAGAGUUAUUGAACUCAAACCAGACUUCACAUCUGCAAGGCUGCAAAGAGGAAACCUCCUUCUGAAGCAGGGCAGACUGGAUGAAGCAGAAAGUGACUUUAAGAAAGUGCUCAAGUCCAACCCCAGUGACAAAGAGGAGAAAGAAGCCCAGAGUCAGCUGACAAAGUCGGAUGAAAUUCAGCGACUUGUGGCUCAGGCACGCAGCAGCUACGACAGCCAGGAUUAUGUGACAGCUGCUGCCCAGCUUGACACCGUCAUAGAGACCUGUGUUUGGGAUGUGACCUCUCGAGAGAUGCGAGCCGAGUGUUUUAUUCAAAUGGGAGAGAUGGGGAAGGCCAUCAGCGAUCUCAAAGUGGCGUCCAAGUUGAAGAAUGACAACACUCAGGCUUUCUAUAAACUCAGCACCAUCUACUACAAUCUUGGAGACCAUGAGAUGUCCCUCAAUGAGGUGCGUGAAUGCCUGAAGCUUGAUCCUGAUCACAAGCAGUGUUACAGCCACUACAAGCAGGUCAAGAAGCUCAACAAACAGAUCCAGUCUGCAGAGGAACUCAUCCAAGAGCAGAGGUAUGAAGACGCAGUGAGUAAAUACGAGGCAGUGAUGAAGACUGAGCCUAAUGUGCACCAUUUCUCUCACCUGGCCAAGCAGCGAAUCUGCCAUGCCCUAACACAGGGCCAGCAGGCGAGCAGAGCGAUCCCAGUGUGUAGUGAAGUCCUGCAGUAUGAUCCUGAAAAUGUUGACGUGCUGAAGGACAGAGCUGAGGCCUAUCUUCUAGAGGAACAGUAUGAGGAAGCCAUCAAGGACUACGAGACUGCAGGAAAACACAGCGAGAAUGACCGUCAGAUAAAAGAAGGCCUGGAGAGAGCUCAGCGACUUCUCAAACAGUCUCAGAAGAGGGAUUAUUACAAGAUCCUAGGAGUCAAGAGAACGGCCCAGAAAAAAGAGAUUAUCAAAGCCUACAGGAAACUUGCUCAGCAGUGGCACCCCGACAACUUCCAGAAUCCAGAGGAAAAGAAGAAGGCGGAGAAGAAGUUCAUUGACAUUGCUCAGGCCAAAGAGGUCCUCACUGACCCAGAGAUGAGAACAAAGUUCGAUCACGGAGAAGACCCCAUGGAUCCAGAGAGCCAGCAGGGUCACCAUCAUCACCAACACUUCCACGGAGGCUACCACGGCUUCCAGGGCUUCAACCCUUUCGGCUCCGGACCCUUUAACUUUAAAUUCAACUUCAACUGAGGACGCUGGAGUCCGGCACCGCUGGAGACUUUGUAUUUCCCUCCCUAUUUAAAAGGGAGGUCACUGGCAUCAGGAGCGUGGGAACCUACCGAUCAGUCUCACACAAAAACAUGGAGCAAAUUGUGACUUAAAUUCAGUGACCUUAAUUAAAGAUGCGUCCUUGAUGUUGAAUGAUACAACUUUGAAUUCCGUUUGUGGAAGAUCUGUUGCUAUGCUAACAAAUACCUGCAGUGUGUGAAGCAGCUUUUAUCCGUCAGGUGUGAGUGGUUUGUUUUACACUUAAAUCCCUUUAUUGUACACUCUGCAAUUCACAUCCAUUUGUAAGAUUUGAUUUGUACAUAGGUACAGUACUAUUUUUAUAUGAAUGGACUUUUUCUGAACUGUAAAUAAAGACAUAUUUAUGUACAUGAAAAGGAA